Molecule: messenger RNA, 1643 nt
Organism: Esox lucius (northern pike)
Lineage: Eukaryota; Metazoa; Chordata; Actinopteri; Esociformes; Esocidae
Gene: ppic
Product: peptidyl-prolyl cis-trans isomerase C
Exons: 5
Coding region: 44-670 (208 amino acids)
Biological process (GO): protein folding; protein peptidyl-prolyl isomerization
Cellular component (GO): intracellular membrane-bounded organelle
Molecular function (GO): peptidyl-prolyl cis-trans isomerase activity
Source: RefSeq, a predicted model, not a curated record
UCCAGCAUUUUUGACGCGUUGAGGAUUUUUCCGGCCCUGCAAGAUGGAGCUGCAAAUGAUUUUGUCUGCCUUCGUAUUCUUGACCCUAUCAUUUUCAGAAAACGUUGGAUGUUCUAGAGGGCGGGUUGGACCUAAAGUGACUGAAAAGGUGUUCUUUGACAUCACAGUGGCAGGCCAUGAGGUUGGCAGGAUCGUGAUUGGCCUGUUUGGGGAGGUUGUUCCCCUGACUGUGAAUAACUUUGUAGCUCUUGCCACAGGAGAGAAAGGAUACGGUUACAAAGGAAGUAAGUUUCAUCGGGUAAUAAAGGAUUUCAUGAUCCAAGGAGGUGACUUCACAGCUGGAGAUGGCACUGGAGGUAGAAGCAUUUACGGCAACCAAUUUGCUGAUGAGAACUUCAAGCUGAAGCACCUUGGAGCAGGUUGGGUAAGCAUGGCCAAUGCUGGACCAGACACCAACGGUUCCCAGUUCUUCAUCACUGCGGCCAGGGCACCUUGGCUGGAUGGGAAACAUGUGGUGUUUGGAAAGAUCCUGGAGGGUAUGUCAGUGGUUCAUACCAUCGAGCUCCAAGACACCAAUGACCGAAACCUUCCCUAUACAGAGUGUGUAAUUGUCAACAGUGGGAAGAUUGAAGUCAAAGAGCCCUUCAUUGUGGAAGUGGAGGGCUGGUAGGGUUAUUACCUCUUUCACUUAGAUAUAUCCAUUAUGCAUACAAACAUUAUGUAUUUGUUAGUUUUUUUUACCAUAAGAGCAUAUCUGUGGCUAUUUAGUGGGUGUACUUACAAUAAACAAAAUUAAUAUACUUCCUUUGUGAGAAAAUACCAUUAAUGAGGAAUGCAUUAACCUGUCGUACAAUUAAAUGCUCUUAUCCAGAGUGACUCACAGGAGCAUUUAGGGUUAUUUGACUUGCUCCCGGACAGAACUUUUCGUUACAUGCCAUGACACCUAGGAGAUUUGAGCUAGCAACCUUUCAGUUACUGGUCAGAUGGCAGUGGCUACUUGCCGCCCUUGUAUAUUAUUUAUUUUUCUUUAAUCUACACUACUUGCCAAAUGAUUAACCUGUAACUGCCAACAUUAUCAAUAUGUAAUUUGCACUAUCCUCUCAGCACUUUGUCAUGCAAAGCUGACUUUUUUUUUUACAAUAACUUUUUUUACAAAAGGUUGAUGCAAGCAAGUAUGCAAUACUUUACAGGUUUACACAUGUUAUGCCUCAAAUUUAAUCAAAACAGCUGCAUGUUGUUAUUUAUGUAUAUCUGAAUCUUAUUGAUAUUCUCAUUGCGAAUAUGUUGCAUUAUCAUUGUGUAUUUAUCAAUGUUGAUUAUCUAUGAGAAAUCAAAUUGUCAGGGUUAUUAUGGUACAUGUAGCCGGCUGUAAAGUUAUUUUAAAAAUAACUCCAUGCCAAAUUGCACAGAAAAAGAAAUGUAACAUGUUUUGGAUAAAAUGUCCUGAUAUUUCUAUUGGCUGUGUUUUUUUAAAUUUAAUAUAUUAGAAAGGAAUAAUUUUUUGUCUAUAAUUAUAAUUGAAACUAAAUAUAUAUACACAUCAUAUCAUCCAAUAAUAUGUUCUAUUAUUUGUGAAGCAAUAAUAGGGAAUGAAAGUGCCAACAAGUGUAUUUUCUACAAUAAAAUGCUUUUGUUUGAAUUUA